AGCACAGACAACACACUACACAUUCAUUAUAAAACUCUCGCUUAUCCCGUGUGAUAAUAUUUCUCGGAAGAGCUCUGGUAUAUUCGACCUCUUCGUUUGUUUCUUCUUGUGUGUGUGUUGUUUUUUUUUUGUACCCAACAAAAGUAUUAUCUUGUGUGUAGACGAUAAGAUUAUUGAAGUUUGUGACUUGGGCGUCUUAGGGAUGUUUACCAACAAGCUGUUUUACUGUACCACUGGGGCAUUUAGAAAUAAAGACUACAGAUAUGGAGUUUAUAAUCUAGGACUAGGCAUAAUCUGAAGCUCACAGAAGGAUGUCAGCUGGUCUACGUGUGGUCAGAGGUCCCAACUGGGUCUACGGAAACGAUGAUGGAGGUGAAGGUCACGUCGGCACAGUGAUAGAAGUCCACGAUGGUCACCAACGAGCCACUGUGCUGUGGGACAACGGAUCUGAACAUGUCUAUAGAAUUGGUCUGGACAACGCCUUUGAUCUCCGCGUUUUCGAUUCAGCUCAAUCAGACAUUCAACAUUUCUCUGUGACUUGCGAUGAAUGUCGUGAGAUGCCAAUCAAAGGACUGCGUUGGAAGUGUGCUGUGUGUCCAGACUUCGAUCUCUGUUCUGCCUGCUACAACCAAGACCAACACGACACGUCACAUCCUUUUGUGCGCUAUGACUUUUAUACAGAUACGAAUAAAAUUGGUAUUGUCAAAGUAAAUGCAAGAGCCAUUAGUCAGAGAGAAAAGAUCAAAGCAAUGGGAAUAUUUCCAAACGCAAAGGUGAUUCGAGGCAAGCAUUGGACUUGGGGUGAUCAAGACGGUGGCCCUGGACAGACAGGUUUGCUUCAAAACCUAAAAGAUUAUAAGUCAUGUUUUCAUUCCAUCGUUGAAGUCACGUGGUCGAGUGGCUCCUGUAAUGAAUACAGACUUGGCUACUGUGGUCAAGUUGACCUGAAAUGUGUCGAGGCAGCACCUGGUGGAUAUUAUUAUAGAAAUCACUUGCCUGUCUUUGGUCAAUGUAAAAUAAGCCCAAGAAAGUUCCAAGAGGGCGACUUCGUCAGGUGUGUCUUUGGUGUUGACAAAUUAAAAGAACUUAAUAAAGAUCAUGGCGGAUGGAUUAAAAGUAUGACCGAGUGUAGGCCUACAAAAGAAACAGGCGUUGUGGCUGAUCUUUGUUAUGACUGGGUGAGGGUCAAGUACGCUACGUCUCAGGAUCGUUGUUUUAAUCAAGAUGUACUUGACAAAGUACCAAGUGAUGAAGACACGGUGACCAUAACACCUGGCCUUAGAGUUGUGCGAGGUCCAGACUGGACCUGGGGGGACCAAGAUGGCGGUAAAGGACAUGUUGGGACAGUUGUUGAAAAUAUCAAGCCAGACGAUGAAUGGAUCUCUGUCAUCUGGGACAAUGGUUCUGAAAAUACUUACAGAGCUGGCUUGGAGUCUGCUUUUGACCUCCGUGUUCUGGACAGUGCCCAGUGUGGUACCAAACAUGAACGCAUUCAAUGCGACUCCUGCCAGGUGUCCCCUAUCAAAGGUAUUCGCUGGAAGUGUGCGUUGUGUUUUAACUUUGAUCUCUGUUCUGGCUGUUACCAUGGUAACAAACACGAUUUGACUCAUCCGUUUUGGAGAUAUGACAAUCAUACGAGCAACAGGUAUCAAGUUCCAAGCCGUAUCAACUCAUGUCAAACUGAGUGUAAAGGGAUAUUCAAAGGGGCCAAAGUUGUUCGUGGGAAACAUUGGCAGUGUCAGGAUGAAGAUGGUACAGUGGAUGCUGAGAGUCUUGACCAAGACCAGGACUGGAUCUCUGUCACCUGGGACAACAGUUCGGAUAACACGUACAGGGCGAAAAAUGAGUCUAGCAAUAAACAGUCAACGAUAAACAUAGGACGAAGUGGGGUUAAACAUGAUGGAGUUAUGUGUGACUGGUGCAAGGUGUGCCCUAUAAAAGGUAUUCGAUGGAAGUGUGCACUGUGCUUCAACUUUGACCUCUGCUCUGCCUGUUACCACGGUAACAAACACGACUCGACGCAUUCAUUUUGGAGAUAUGACAACGCCCAAAACAAAAGAUUUCAAAUACCAUGGCGUGAUAAAGAGACAUUUAAGGACCCUAUCUACGUCCCAGGCAAGCAAAGUGAGGAAGGUGGUGCAGAAGAAGUGACUCUAGCUUGUGGAACUGUGCUUACAAUAAAACCCUGGGAUGACGACACGUCGAACAGUGCAGCUACAGUGAAGUGGGAAAAUGGAAUUACAAAUACGUAUCGUAUUGGCUGGCAUGGAAAGGUUGAUUUAAAGUUCAAAACUGCAGCAUCUGUUGGUCAUUUCUACAUAUCACAUCUGCCAAUAUUAGGUAAAAUGGAGGUGACGCCGUGUCAGUUCGAACUGGGGGAUGCUGUCACUUGUAGAUAUGACACAAGGCAAGUGACAGUCUUACAAGUGAACCAUGGAGGCUGGAAUCCACAAAUGUCUCAGUACUUACAACAAAAUGGUAAGGUGCUUGAAAUCGAUGGUGACAGUGAUGUUUUAGUUGAAUACUUUGAUGGUGCAGCCUGGAGGUUUAACCCUGAUGCUCUCUGUAGGUCCAAAGAUUUGAAGAAUUUUACCCGCAGCCCAAUGGAUUCAAAUGCUGUGAGCACUGUUUUAGAGCUGGGAUUGGAUGAAGAUCUCGUUCAAAAAGUUGUAUGGAGAGACUUCUUCAACUCUAAAACUUGCUUUACAGACACUGAACUAUUGCUGAAUACCAUAUUAGACGAGCCGAACACGCAAAAUACACAUCUAGCAACUGAUACUCUUAAUGUAGGAACAGAUACUGACUCAGAGGAUGAUAGUUACACUUCUUCUGGUAAUGAUCGUGAUAGUACCACAUUCAGUGAGUUAGAAAGGGAGACAAAUCCAACUCCUAAUCUUACGAGCUCAACUCUUGUUGCAGCUAAGGAAUCUGCUGCAACUGUUGAGAACGAUCAAACUCUGGCUGAGAAAUACCGCCAACUGAUGGAAGAGCGCCAGUGCAAGAUCUGCAUGGAAGCUGAAGCCAGAAUGACCUUUGUGCCCUGUGGGCAUCUGGUCAGCUGUGAGGACUGUUCCUCCCAGUUAAAACAAUGCCCCAUGUGUCGGUCAGACAUCGAAAAGGUUGUGAAAACAUUUCUGUUAUAAAAUGCAGCGUAAAAUUUGUUUUCAUUAAGCUACGUUUAUAUUUCUGGAGCAGUAUAAGGGAGUUAGCAUCAAACUGUGAGUCAAGUUUUAGAGACUCAAAGCAAAGCAUCCCUUUUAGGCUAUGGGGCGCAUGUAAAAGCCUUCUGUUUCUGUGUUCCAUGGUUAAAGAAGGUGUCUUGUGGCCACCACAACGACCAACUGCCUUUACUUUUCCAGAACUGCUGUCAGGUACCCAAGGGUGUGUCCUAAACGGAAUGAAAUUCAAAAUCACUGAAGCCUGAGAUUCAAUCAGUUCAGAAAUCAAGUGCGCUACCACUCUGCCACCACACCGCUUGAGGUUCUAAACCUCCAUUGAAGUUCUAAAUUUCCCUUGAGAUUCUAAACCUCCCUUGUGGUUCUAAGCCUUCCUUGAGGUUUUAUGCCUCCCUUGAGGUUCUAAACCUCCUUUGAGGUUUUAAGCAUUCCUGGAGGCUCUAAACCUCCCUUGAGUUCUAAGCCUUCCUUCUGAAGGCACUGAAUGGAAACCUUGCAAUGGGGCAAAGUGCUGUAUCUUUAUUUUAAAGGAUUGAUGAAGCGAAAAAUAUUUGCACACGUUAAUUUAUGCUUGUAUAUUAUGUUUUAUUAUGUUUACACGUUUAUUUAUUAAUAACAGAUGUAUUAUUGUAAGUUAUAUUUUAUUAUGUAGGUACAUGUACAAAUGUGUAUCAUUAUUCAAUACACACUUACCUUAACACUUGUCUGAGCCUGCUAUGUUUAAAAAUGUAGUUAAUAAUAUUAAUAAUAAAAGAAAAGUAUUUUUUGUAA
Molecule: messenger RNA, 3947 nt
Organism: Biomphalaria glabrata
Lineage: Eukaryota; Metazoa; Mollusca; Gastropoda; Planorbidae
Exons: 17
Coding region: 312-3143 (943 amino acids)
Biological process (GO): protein ubiquitination
Cellular component (GO): cytoplasm
Molecular function (GO): zinc ion binding; ubiquitin-protein transferase activity
Source: RefSeq, a predicted model, not a curated record